AUGAAGGCAAAGGCCCCGCCCGACACAAGUAGCGAUAUGUCUGUGCUCUCGCUGGGAAAAAAACAGGUUAAGGCAUUUCGUGCUAGUCGCGUGACGGGGACACGUUCAAUUGAAGAGGCACUGGCAGAGAUACAGAUCAUUAAGCACAAUGUUUAUGUCCAGAGGAAGGAGCGUUCAUUACCAGAGGAAGAGGUGUCCAUUUGCUUUUGUAAGCCACCAAAGAACGAGCAUGAAAUGGGAUGUCUUGAUGGCUGCUUGAAUCGUGCGGCUUUGGUGGAAUGCAUAGCAGGGUUUUGCAAGUGUGGAGAUCAGUGCGAUAAUAUGAGGAUACAGCGUGGUGUCAUGCCUUUAACUAAGCUUAUCGAUUGCGGGAACAAAGGUCUUGGAAUAAGGUUGCUAGAAGAUAUCAAAGCUGGUUCUUUUGUAAGCGAAUACAUGGGCGAGAUCGUGACAGAGCAGGAGUAUCACAUGCGACGAGUGCUUUACCAUAAUGAGAAACAUCGCUAUAUAAUGGUGUUAAGCGGCGGUGAAGUCAUCGAUGCUACGCGUAUGGGAGGUUGGGCGCGUUUCAUCAACCACAGCUGUGAUCCAAACUGCGGUGUAGAGAAGUGGGAUGUCAAUGGUGAAGAACGAUGCGCCAUUUUUGCUCUGCGUGAUAUUGCUGCAGGCGAGGAGCUGACAUUUGAUUACAAGUUUGAGUCCUUUAGCAAAGCCGAAAUAACGGAGUGUCUUUGUGGAGCACCGAACUGCCGGAAGGUAAUCGGAGUAAAUAAUCGUGUGUCAAAGGUGAUUAAGCCGUACCACAUCAAUAACAAGACGGAGGCGAUGACACCUGUUGUUGGCUCGAAACUGCUCGACCCUGUCAUAGGACUGAAAGCAAGGCCAUUUCAAGGUGCAAAGAAAGCAGAAGCUUUAAUGCAGCGAAUGGCACGGCAACGCCUUCUAAGCAGCAACGAUAUGCGUGUGUUACGUCGGUCACACGUGAUGUUACAACGAAACUUGACGUGGCACAUGGAAAAUGAUUUUGAUCAUUUGGCACUACUACCCUACUUUAUCAUGAAACACUCGUCCAUGAAACACGUACCGGAACUAAAGCAUCUUCAUUUUCACUUAAGCGUAAUCUUCCGAUUAGAAACGUGGUUAAUAGCCAUGGCAGGAUACGACCACGAAUCGAGUCUAAGCACGAGCAUAACACAGCGCAAUGACACUGGCAGGGUCACGUACGAUCCUAAUACAAAUCACGGGUGUCAGCCCAGCGCUGCAGAAGCGCGCGAGUUCCGCAAGCGGUGGCUUCUGCUGACAGAUCGUGAACGCAUAGCGGCACUGAGCGGAGAUGUGAAUCAGUUUUUGCAGACAGCAACCGAUCUGCUGCCGUGUCCUGGCUGUCGUAAGAAUGCGGAAGCGCUAUUUUACAAGCUAGCAGACGGCAUCGUUCGAUUGCCACAGGCUGUCAGUAAAUCGGGUCUUUGCUUUAAUAAAGACAAUCGCUUCCGACUCAACGAAUCGUAUUUGAAUAGUCCGGACACGUCAUUCUUGCUUUUCUACCACCAAGAGCAAUGGACUAAUGAGGGGCUAACGAAACCAACGAAACCUAGCAGUAAAGCUGGUACAUCACGUGCAAGAUGUCAGCUGCACUCGCAGCGGGUGCGUGGUCGCCCGCGUCCUGCGGCAUUCGAGGCACUGUGGCUUAAGCUGCCGGAAGAUCACCAGCGACAUCUCUCUCAUAUUGACUCAGACCAGUUCCUGACCGACUUGGAAAACUAUUUGCGACGUCAUCGUUUUUGUUGCCGGUGCAAGGAAAAAGUAUUAGAAGCAUAUGAUUUGCUUAUUGAGUCGAGCUGUAGUGAGGACGAUUGCGAGGAUUGUGGGGGCUUUGAAUGCGUGGAGAAACAUCAUGAACAUAGCGAUUAUGGCGAUGAUUUACACUAUACGUCUUACUUAUUUGACGAGCUUGCAUUUUUUCGCGCUACAAACCAGAUCAUUGUGCCCUGUAAUAUUGAGUUUAUGUCGCAGUUGAUGUCCAGAGCAGAUCAGAAAAUUGUAGGUGAUUGGGGUGAUCGUCAUGCACGGACAAUCGCUGAAGCACAGGAUGAAGUAUUGAUAUGUCUAGGUAUGGUUAUUUGGGACAAAAUGCAGAGCGUAUGGACCAAGUCUCGAUCCAAGAAGCGGUCAGAAGAACUGCUGGUGCAUUGCGCUGUGUCUACACUGCGCCGUAACUUUGAUGAGGCGGUGGAAGCAUUGCAUGGUGAGGAGAUGAUGGAACAGCUAUUAGCAGAAGAAGAUGACGAGUCUAGGAGAUUGGCGAAGAAGAAAGAGAAGCGAAAGGAAAAGAAGAAAAAGCGCAAAACAGCAUCAAAACUGAAGCUAGCGUAUCGGUCAGAAUCAGAGAAAAGUCAUCAGUCUGAGAAGCAAAAGCUUAAGCAGACUAAAACGCGUAAGCAAUCUGAUAGCAGCAAGACCGUGGCAUCUCAAUCAUCUACCAAUUCACUUAGCAGUCAAGGUGACGACGACGAUCUCACGAGUUCCAGUAGAUCCACGGAUGCGACGGGAUCGCAUCAGUGUGACUCGAUUUGUGACGAGCCGUGUCAGGGUGGAGAUUUGACACAGGACGAGCGUACGGAAUGGCAAUUGCUAUCGUCUAUGGGAUGGAAUGCAUCGAACCAAAUUAUACCAUCCUUGCCGGAGUUGGACGUGGAUACGGAUGACGAGAAUCAUGGCAUUCCUGAAGACGACAUUCGUUUUUGGAAGCAGAAUCGUUCAAGUCUUGUUCGACGACGUAUGGCUCAACGGCAGAAACUGCAGGAACGUUUCGAUCAGUUUGUUUUGCGCACGACAUCUCUCGAUGGGCAGCACACCUUGAAUCAGGACCGAUUGACUACAUUGGAGGGCUUGUCUGCCGGGACAUGCUAA
This is a messenger RNA of Peronospora belbahrii, 2910 nucleotides long. The record is from the annotation of a GenBank genome assembly. NCBI's taxonomy places the organism in Eukaryota, Oomycota, Peronosporomycetes, Peronosporales, Peronosporaceae.